Molecule: messenger RNA, 1277 nt
Organism: Agrilus planipennis (emerald ash borer)
Lineage: Eukaryota; Metazoa; Arthropoda; Insecta; Coleoptera; Buprestidae
Gene: Fsn
Product: F-box/SPRY domain-containing protein 1
Exons: 3
Coding region: 95-850 (251 amino acids)
Biological process (GO): proteasome-mediated ubiquitin-dependent protein catabolic process; synapse assembly involved in innervation
Cellular component (GO): SCF ubiquitin ligase complex; synapse
Molecular function (GO): protein binding
Source: RefSeq, a predicted model, not a curated record
UACAGUUAUAUGGAUAACAUAAAAUAAACUAACUAAGGUCUAUCUUUUUUACGUGUGUGUUCCUAACUACUUCCAUCCUGUAAACACCUUAAAAAUGGAUUCAGUAGUGCCCGACAAUGUUUUAGAAGUAAUAUUUUCGUAUUUAGACCUACAUGACUUAAGGAAUUGUUCAUUAGUUUGUAAAAGAUGGUAUGCAUUUUUAAAUGAUGAAAACAACGACGUCUGGCGAUUACAUUGUAUUAGAAGAUUGGCUGAGGAGGCACUAAAGUCAGAUUUACUUUCAUCUGUACCUACUUACAAGGCUAAACUUAGAGCUUUUUAUCACGCGUGGAAUCCUGGGGAUUGCUCAAGAAAUAUUUAUGUUAAGCCAAAUGGUUUUACAAUACACAGAAAUCCGGUAGCACAGAGUACUGAUGCUGCAAGAGGCAAAAUUGGCUUUAGACAUGGGAGACAUGCAUGGGAAGUAAUUUGGGAAGGCCCUUUGGGUACAGUUGCAGUAAUAGGAAUUAGUACGAAAGAUGCUCCAUUGCAGUGUCUUGGGUAUGUGGCUCUUUUGGGGGCAGAUGACCAAAGCUGGGGAUGGAAUCUAGUUGAUAAUCACUUAUUACAUAAUGGAGACGCACAAGGAAAUUAUCCUUUGCUGAAUAAUGCCCCCAAAUAUCAGGUGGGUGAGAGAAUACGAGUUAUUUUAGACUGUGAUGACAAUACAUUGUCUUUUGAGAAAAACUAUGAGUUUCUUGGAGUUGCAUUUCGAGGUUUGCCAGAUAAAAAAUUGUAUCCAACAGUGUCAGCUGUUUAUGGUAACACAGAAGUUUCAAUGGUAUAUCUCGGACCACCUUUAGAUGGCUAACACAUUUUUCCAGGAAGUAUCUUGAAAAAAGAAAAAUGAGGCAAUUUUUCUUUUAAAGAAAAAGCUAUUAAUGGAAAUAGAGGUCAGUCAGGUUUGCCAAUGUGAUAAAACUAGCAUUACUGAGGUAGAAAUAAGAAAUUAUUCUUACUUGACCACAUUAGAAAUAUUUUAGUUUUACAGUGAAUUGUUUUAUAUGCACUGUAUUUCCUGUAUAAAUAAUAUUCAUUCAAUCAAGUUACAAGUUAAUUCAUGAAUUUAAAGUGAUUGAAGUUAUAACAAACAUUCUUUAACUGAAUGUAAUAUACAUAGGUUUGUAAUGCUAUAUGCAAAAAGGGAUUUAUCUUGCCAGAGGUCAAAAUUGCCAUUUUGCUGAAUGUUUAUGAAGAGAUGUUGAGGUAGCAAAAUAGCCAUGUUUUGCAAAAAAAAA